Messenger RNA from Synchytrium microbalum, 1011 nucleotides. RefSeq lists its product as uncharacterized. Lineage: Eukaryota; Fungi; Chytridiomycota; Chytridiomycetes; Synchytriales; Synchytriaceae. Gene Ontology annotation, cellular component: cytoplasm. The coding region runs from base 1 to 1011 and encodes 336 amino acids. The transcript has 9 exons. Gene Ontology annotation, molecular function: 2-oxoglutarate-dependent dioxygenase activity. The record is from RefSeq and is a predicted model, not a curated record.
AUGACAACUCAAGCUCAAAUCAACAUUGCCAAUGACAGCAAGUCCGCUCCUACUGCGGCAAACACUCUUGCAGGUUUGAAAGCAACUCCAGGCUGUAGAGCACUUUUGGACGCCUGUACAGCUAGAAAAGACUACACAAUCCGUCUCGGUAGUGAAUUACAUGGAGUGCAGCUCAAGAACUUGAACGACCAGCAAUUGGAAGAUCUAGCUCGAUUCGUUGCUGAUCGUGGUGUCGUGUUCUUCAGAGAUCAAGAGCUGACUGAGCAAGAACAUCUGGCUUUUGGUAGUAGAUUGGGUCCUUUACAUGUUCACCCUCUGAACUAUGGGAAAAAAGAUACUCAUCCUGCUGUCGUGCCGAUCGUCAGUAAUGAGAAUUCAAAGAAUGUUGCCGGGGAGGUUUGGCACAGCGACGUAAGCAGUGAGCCAGCACCACCAGCAUACUCCAUCUUGUAUAUGGAGAAGGUCCCACCGGCUGGCGGCGACACUUGUUUUGCCAGUGCUUAUGCAGCAUAUGAAAAGCUCUCUGAUACUAUGCAAAAUAUCUUGGAGGACAAAUACGCAAUCCACACCAAUGCAGUAGCACACGCAUCGAUUGCUAAAUUGUCAGGGGCUAACGUGCAACGGGAAUUUGAGUACUCUCGACAUCCCAUUGUGAGGACACACGCAGUCAGUGGUCUGAAGGCCUUGUUUGUAAACCAAGGUUUCACAACCAGUAUUGUGGGACUUCACAAGGAAGAGUCAACAGCAAUAUUAAACCACCUCUUUGACGUCAUCUCCAAAGGCGCUGAUAUCCAAAUCCGAUUCAAGUGGGAGGCAAACAGCGUGGCAAUAUGGGACAACCGUGCAGUCCAACAUCAAGCUGUCUGGGACUACUACCCACAUGCUCGAAAGGGGAGACGGGUCACAGUUGUUGGUGAGAAGCCCAUUCACGAUGUGAAUGGGCUCAAGCAAUCCGAAGCUCUUGGUGGUCUUCAGCCUCCACCGAUUUGGUCUCGUCAUCUCAAGUUGUAA